Messenger RNA from Arachis duranensis, 717 nucleotides. RefSeq lists its product as uncharacterized. The transcript has a single exon. The record is from RefSeq and is a predicted model, not a curated record. NCBI's taxonomy places the organism in Eukaryota, Viridiplantae, Streptophyta, Magnoliopsida, Fabales, Fabaceae. Bases 1 to 717 code for a protein of 238 amino acids.
AUGUUUCCAAUAUUCUCACAAGGUGCUCGGUUUGGACAGUUGAUGCUCCAAGUUGGAAUGAAAUUUAACACUAAACAAGAAUUUAUGGAAGCUGUGAGGGACUUUACCAUUCAAGAGGGGAGACAAAUCAAAUUUAGAAGAAAUGAAAGCUACAGGGUGAGGGCAGUUUUCAAGUGGAAGAAUGAAGAAGUUAAAUGUCCAUGGGUUGCGUAUGCAUCUAAGGACCAUGAGGAGACAUGCUGGAAGUUAAAGACGUUCAAUAAUGAGCAUGUAUGUCCUAGGAUGAACAAAAACAGGGCAGCAAAUAGGAAGUGGCUUGCUCAGAACUUAGUCAGGAAGUUAAGGAAAUACCCUAACUUGAAGAGGAUAUGUGGCCUGGAUUUGAACAAGUCCUACUUGACUAGAGCUUUAACAGAUGCAAGAAAUGCAGUGUAUGGUGAUGCAGCCACACAGUAUGGUAGACUUAGAGACUAUGGUGAGACAUUGCUUAAGAGCAAUCCAGGGUCAACAGUUAAAAUUGGAGUGAUUCCACAGGUUGAAGGUGACCCAAUAUUUCAAAGAAUGUAUAUUUGUCUGGAUGGUUACAAAAAGGGAUUCAAGGCUGGAUGUCGACCAUUGAUUGGUUUAGAUGGAGCUUUCUUAAAGACGCAUUUCAGGGGACAAAUACUUUUAGCUGUGGGACAGGAUGCCAACAAUCAUAUAUAUCCGAUUGCUUGA